CGGCCACCUGCCCUUCCGGACUGCUGCUGCAUUGUUAUCUACCGUGCUUGUGACUACGGCGGGGUAAAUCAAUCAAGACACCACCUCUCUCCACUCUUCGACCAAAGCAACCGCACCACAAUGGCCCUCGACUCGACCACGGUACCUGGAGCCUCGCCCACGAGCAAUCCGUCGAACACACAACCAGCCUCGGGUUCGCUCUCCCGCCAAACAUCCACCCCAGCUUCUCGACGAGCCUCCCAGAUAUCCCCCAUGGGCCCUCCACCGCUCCCUCUAGCAUCCCCGGGAGGCACCGUCCAGGCAUCUUCGCACCCACACACCCAUGCCUUUCCACCCCUCAGCCCAGGACCAACCAGCUACAUGCACUCAAAUGCCGCUGCCGUCGACGACGCCUCGAGCGUCCCCAUGCGCCACCCACGCCCCAUGACAGCCGCCGAACUGCACCUCGAACUCGAAAAAGAACAAGAAGCAGUCGUCAACCGCCUCACACGCGAACUCUCCGCCCUCCGCGCGCACUCCGCCUCCGUCGCCUCUACAACCUCUCUAUCCAGCAGCGUUGCUGACUCUUCCAUUGCACACGUAGACGGCCUCGUAACAUCAGGCUCCAUGCACCCGACGUCAUCACGCCGCCACCGCAGCUCGUCGAGCGUGUCGCGCAGCGCAAACCACGCCGCUGCGCACCGCUAUUCUGUUUCGUCGCAGCAGACGGGUGGCGGUACGUCGCGGUAUGAGGAGGUUGCGGCGCAGAAGGCGGAGUUGGAGGAGGUGAAGAGGGAGAAUGAGGGGUUGAAGGAGAGAAUAAGGGAGGGGACAAGUGAGGUAGGGAAUUGUUUUGCUUGAGGGGGGAGGGGAAAGGGGGGUUGAGAUGAAGAAGUGCGAUGCAUUCUUCGAAUCGGUUAUUCAAUAAUGAGGUCAAUGGCUUUUUAUGACUUACUUUCUUUUUUUUGGAAGAGUGAAGAGCAGAGCAGAUUGAUUAUAACAUGCGUUUAUUCGUAUCUAUGCUUCUUGGAUCUUUUU
Molecule: messenger RNA, 1017 nt
Organism: Bipolaris sorokiniana ND90Pr
Lineage: Eukaryota; Fungi; Ascomycota; Dothideomycetes; Pleosporales; Pleosporaceae
Exons: 2
Coding region: 121-840 (239 amino acids)
Source: RefSeq, a predicted model, not a curated record